AUAUCGAAUACUUCCGGGUUUGAAUGCGGCAUGUUUGAGUUUUGAUGCAGACUUGUUGCACGAGACGUUGUUUGUUUGUUUACUCUUGAAACUGUGAAGACUUGUCAGAUAAUUUUACCGACAACAAGUAAUUUAACUGUACGAGAGGAAUACACACGCAACUUCCCAAUGGGUCGGUCUAAACGAGGCAGGAAAAGGCAGCAUCAAGAUUGGCAAUCACAUAGUCAGACACAGGAUUACAGAACACAAGACAGGAACUACAAGUUGCCAGAAAGGAAGAAUGAACUCUUUGUGAAGUACUAUAAGGAACAGAAAAUAGUCCCUGAAGGAGAAUGGGAGACAUUUGAAGAAAUUCUAAAAACAGACCUCCCAGUCACUUUUCGUAUCACAGGAUCCCGAAAGCAAGCCGGAGAACUCCUCCGGGUGAUUAAAGGACAGUACUUUAGCAAUCUCGUCAACCAGACCUUAGAGGGUGAUAUUAAAAUCGAACCCCAAGAAUCUACCAUGGAACAGAAAAUAGUCCCUGAAGGAGAAUGGGAGACAUUUGAAGAAAUUCUAAAAACAGACCUCCCAGUCACUUUUCGUAUCACAGGAUCCCGAAAGCAAGCCGGAGAACUCCUCCGGGUGAUUAAAGGACAGUACUUUAGCAAUCUCGUCAACCAGACCUUAGAGGGUGAUAUUAAAAUCGAACCCCCCAAGAAUCUACCAUGGUACCCAGAGGAGAUGGCUUGGCACAUCGACAUGAGUCGCAAAUACAUACGUAGUAGCAACGUUAUGCAGAAACUGCAUGAGUUCCUUAUUGCUGAGACAGAGAGUGGUAACAUCAGCCGUCAGGAAGCUGUCAGCAUGAUUCCUCCACUACUGAUGGACAUUAAGCCACACCAUAAGAUUCUGGACAUGUGUGCUGCUCCAGGAUCGAAGACGGCUCAGCUGAUCGACUAUCUCCAUUCUGUUGAGGAUGAGGACAAUCCUAUCCCAGAGGGCUUUGUAAUAGCCAACGACAAGGACAACAAGCGUUGUUAUCUGAUGGUCCACCAAGUGAAGAGACUGCAGAGUCCCAACUUCAUGAUUGUCAACCAGGACGCCACAAUCUUCCCCAAGAUCAGAAUCACUCCACAGGAUGAAAAACCAGAUUUUUUGUAUUUUGAUCGAAUUUUGGCUGAUGUCCCAUGCACGGGUGAUGGCACGAUGAGGAAAAAUCCAGAUGUAUGGGGCAAGUGGAAGCCGAUAAAUGGACCGAACCUUCAUUUCUUGCAGGUUAAGAUACUGAAGCGAGGUCUGGAGUUGUUGAAUGAAGGCGGUCGCCUGGUUUAUUCCACAUGCUCUUUCAACCCUAUCGAAGAUGAGGCAGUUGUGGCGGAAAUGCUCAGACAGUGUAAAGGCUCGGUGGAGCUGGUGGACAUCAGUGAGAGUCUCCCUGGCCUCAAGUUUGUGCCUGGGCUGUCCAAGUGGAGGUUGAUGUCGAUGGAAGGAGAGUGGUUUGAUGUGUUUGAGAAUGUCCCAAAGAAGUGGUUCGGCACAUUCCGCCCCACCAUGUUUCCCCCAUCAGAUGAGGAAGUUGCAUGGAUGAAUCUGAACAGAUGUAUGCGUGUGUUGCCACAUCAUCAGAACACAGGGGGCUUCUUCAUCUGUGCCCUCACAAAGGUGACCAACCUACCAUGGACAAAAGAAAGGAAACCAGUCGAACAAGCUGAAGGAACACAGAGUUCUGAUCAGGAGUCAACGCCAUCAGAAUCAGACGUUUCAUCUGUCGAGAGGAACCCUGAUGGAAUGCCAUCUCAGAAGAGACAGAAGACUUAUGGAUUUAAGGAAGAUCCCUUCCUGUUCAUGGAUGCCGAUGAUAAAGUGUGGCCCCCUAUCAAGGAAUUCUACAAGGUUCCGGACAACUUCCCAGUGACACAGAUCAUGUACAGGUCGCAGCUGGGAAACAAGAAAAACCUGUAUUAUGUGUCUCCCUACAUCCGCAGGAUAGUGCAGUGCAACAUCGACAGAAUCAAGUUCAUCAACAUGGGGUUCAAAUUGUGUAGCCGGAAUCCAUCGCCCAUCGUUCCUGAGUGUGACUUCAGAAUUUCACAAGAGUGUGUGGGUCUUCUGUACAAGUGGUUUCCCGGCCGGUUUGUAACUGUUGCCAAGUCUGAUCUCAUCAUGCUGUUGAGUGAGGAAAACCCAUACAUCAUCAAGUUUACCAAGGAUACACAGGAGCAGAUUGAUAAACUAGGUCCUGGGAGUGCUGUAUUUCGUUUCACGCCAAGUGAACAGGAACCUGAGCCUAAAUGUGAUAUAACAGUGACCGGAUGGAGAGGGAAGGUCUCCAUUAGAUCCUUUGUCUCCACCUUUGACAGACAACACUUCCUCUUCCUGUGUGGGACGGAUCUUCAGGAAAUAAGAGCGCGAGUUCAGGAACAGAAGGCAAGAAAGAAAGCUGCAGAGGCAGCAAAGGCUGCAAACACUGACAGCUCUGGGAAGGAUGAAGCUGGAGUUGGGGAAUCCACAGAAGGAGAGGGAGCCUCCAAAGAAGACACAGUUGAUUCAAAAGAUGGGGAUCUUAAAGUGGGAUCUGAAGAAGAGAAGGUUGAUUCAAAAGAAGGAGAUCUUAAAGAAGUGAAAGUUGACUCACUGACCACCAAGGAUGGUGUCGGAGAGAUGGAGCAGACAUGAUGGAUGUAGGAUUUUGUAAAAACUCUGGAGACAGUGUGAGCAGGAGAUACGAUGGAAGUGAAGAAAGAACUAUCUGUAGAUUCCUACAUUGUGAAGGAGAUUGGUUGACAAUAGAAAAAAACCAUAUGUCUGCAAAAGAAUAAGAACAUUUGUCUACAAAAGUAUAACGGAAGUACUUUUUUAAUUGUGAACAUUUGUCAAGUGCAAUUUGUAUGAUUGGUACAAAAUAAAACUGAGCUGUUUUAAACAA
Molecule: messenger RNA, 2908 nt
Organism: Haliotis rubra (blacklip abalone)
Lineage: Eukaryota; Metazoa; Mollusca; Gastropoda; Lepetellida; Haliotidae
Product: RNA cytosine-C(5)-methyltransferase NSUN2-like
Exons: 24
Coding region: 169-2658 (829 amino acids)
Biological process (GO): tRNA methylation
Cellular component (GO): nucleus; cytoplasm
Molecular function (GO): tRNA binding; tRNA (cytidine-N5)-methyltransferase activity
Source: RefSeq, a predicted model, not a curated record